AUGCCUCUGCCACGCCCUGUCCGGAGAUCGAGCGAGGGCCCCGAGGUCGUUGAUCACCAGCCCGAGAAGCAUUUCUGUCGGUACAGUGACAUUGGCGAGAGGCUCAGGAGGGGAAGAGUUGGGAAUGGGACCUUAUCUCAGAAACAGCUCGACCCAGAUGAGGUGGAAACCCGGUCCUAUCCCUCCCCCGUGCUUCCUCCAUUCCCCAGGCUCCCUCGCAACAUCGUGCCCGAAUUUGUCGAGAGGCCCAGGGAUCGGCAGCGAACCUGUGGCUUGUUGAUGACGAUCUUCCUUAUCCUGGCUGCGUUCAUUAUCGGCGGAGGAAUCGGUGGUGGUGUAGGCGGAGCGCUGGUAAUAAAAGAGAAGUCGAGAAAUGCAUUUGACACGCCUGCAAUUUGUCGCCGCGUUGAGCAAUGGCUGAUAUCCUAUUACAACAGUGGCACUACCUGCGUAACCACCACAACGCCGACUGUAUCUGCGGCCGAUGCUGCAAGUACACAUAUAGUCAUCAUGGAUGUCGCUGGAUGCCCGUCGAUUAUCGAUGUGAAUUUCAAUUCAACGACGCCGGGAAAGUCCUUCCAUCAGUUAUGCUAUAUCGACUCCAUGCCACCCCCGGGGCAAAUUAUCGACAUUGGAAACCAGACAAUAAGUUCCUUUCCGGGCUGUCUCAAUGCGUGUGCAAAACAUGCUGGAUGUGUCGCUGCCACAUGGGUCAUGUUUUCCGCAUCGAAUCCCCAGAGCAACUCGGUGUGUUUCUUCAAAAAUAGCACCGGAGUACAAACCAGUAUGAGUGAGGGUGAUAAUCUGGCCAGCGGAUACCUGAUAUGA
Messenger RNA from Venustampulla echinocandica, 828 nucleotides. RefSeq lists its product as uncharacterized. The transcript has 2 exons. Bases 1 to 828 code for a protein of 275 amino acids. Lineage: Eukaryota; Fungi; Ascomycota; Leotiomycetes; Helotiales; Pleuroascaceae. The record is from RefSeq and is a predicted model, not a curated record.